Messenger RNA from Phalaenopsis equestris, 647 nucleotides. Its product is annotated as D-glycerate 3-kinase, chloroplastic-like. Lineage: Eukaryota; Viridiplantae; Streptophyta; Magnoliopsida; Asparagales; Orchidaceae. The record is from RefSeq and is a predicted model, not a curated record.
UUUCGUGGGAAUGCUGGAAGCCAUGACCUGCAAUUCUCUGUAGAUACACUCACAGCUCUAAAAGAACUAACAAAAUCAGGCAUGAAGAUGAAGCUGCCGCGGUAUGAUAAGUCUGCUCAUGGAGGGCGAGGUGACAGGGCUGAUCCUUCAGAAUGGCCAGAGAUUGAAGGUCCUCUAUCGGUGGUUCUUUUUGAAGGUUGGAUGCUUGGCUUUAAACCUCUCCCUGGUGAUGUUGUCAAAGCAGUAGACCCACAGCUUGAAAGCGUAAACAGAAAUCUUGAAUCCUACUAUGAUGCAUGGGACAGGUUUGUGAACAUAUGGAUAAUCAUCAAGAUCAAGGAUCCUAGUUGUGUUUAUCAGUGGAGAUUACAGGCUGAAGUGGCAAUGAGAAAUGAUGGGAAACCUGGAAUGUCCGACGAGGAGGUCUUGGAUUUUGUGUCUAGGUAUUUACCUGCCUAUAAUGCAUAUCUUCCAACCCUGUAUUCUGAAGGCCCAAGGGAUUUCUUCGAUAAGGAACGGCUUCUAGUAAUUGAUAUCGAUGAAGAGAGAAAUCCCGUAUCAGAGGUUUGAAAUUUAAUGUAAUUUAACAUUCUGGAAUCUAACAUUUAGGCUUGCCUAAUGAUAUAACCAUGCCAACUGUUCAUCAU